Molecule: messenger RNA, 1338 nt
Organism: Colletotrichum costaricense
Lineage: Eukaryota; Fungi; Ascomycota; Sordariomycetes; Glomerellales; Glomerellaceae
Product: major facilitator superfamily transporter
Exons: 2
Coding region: 1-1338 (445 amino acids)
Biological process (GO): transmembrane transport
Cellular component (GO): membrane
Molecular function (GO): transmembrane transporter activity
Source: RefSeq, a predicted model, not a curated record
AUGUCAGAUCCUCAAGAAAAGCAGACCCUUGGUUUGCAACAGCCGCAAUCAUCAAUGCCAGACCCUGAAGCAGAUCCCCCGCUCAAUUACACCAAUUCCCGACAAAGUUCAAUCGUCGAGGAAGAGGAAGAGGGAUUCACAUAUCCAGAUGGAGGCACCACAGCCUGGUUGCAAGUCCUAGCCUCACACUUGAUCAACCAAAUCGCCUGGGGUUACCCCUCCUCAUACGGUGUCUACCAGCUCUACUACACCACCACCCUCAGCCUCCCCUCAUCUCAGGCAUCAUGGAUAGGCUCGAUCCAGAUCUUUCUCACUUUCGGCAUCUGCGCGCUAUCGGGCCGCCUAGCCGACGCAGGCUACACCCGUCACGCCGUCAUCGUCGGCCUAUUCAUGGCCGUGAUGGGGACAUUUCUGACCAGUUUCUGCCACGCAUACUGGCAAAUCUUCCUUGCACAGGGCUUAUGCACCGGACUCGGGAUGGGCAUCAUGUUUAUGCCGGGGAUCACCAUCGUCGGCUCGUACUUUAAGAGGCGCAAGACUCUAGCGCUCUCCAUUGUUACCACUGGGACAGGCCUCGGCUCUGUUACAUUUCCUAUUCUGCUGAAUUACACAAUGCCACAUGUGGGCUUUGCGUGGGCUGUGAGGUGCCAGGCCUUGAUGAUGCUGAUACUUGGUGUUAUUGCGAUUGCGCUGAUGAGACCGCGGCUGGCGCCUAGGAAGAAGGGUCCUUUGAUCGAGUGGGGUGCCUUUAAAGAACGGUCCUAUACGUGUUUCGCUAUCGGGAGCUUCUUCGUGUUCCUGUCUCUUUACUUCAGUCUCUUCUAUAUGAAUGUCUUUGCCCGCGAGGUCAUUGGGCUUUCUUUCACUGAAUCUGUCUCCUUGCUGCUGAUUCUGAACUCGUCAGGAAUACCCAGUCGCGUUCUCUCCGGAUUCAUAGCUGGGCGCUAUCUGGGCUCGAUAAAUAUGUUCAUCAUCAGCAACGUGGUUGUGAGUGGUAUGUACUUUGCAUGGAUUGGAGUCCACACAAGUCCUGGGCUUUACGUCCUUAGUGUCUUCUUCGGCAUCGCAAACGGUUUCGUACAAGGCGUCUUUACACCUGCCCUGGCGAGUCUGACUGUAGACCCCACGAAGAUGGGAGCACGCUUCGGAAUGGUCGCGACAAUUGUGGGUGUGGCUUCCUUAGCAGGGCCUCCUAUCGCUGGCGCGAUCCUCGACGUGUCUGGUGGAAAGUAUAUCUGGGCGCAGAUCUGGGCGGCUGUGAUAACUUUGUUAGGCGUUGGAAGUCUGUUUGCUGCUAGAAUAGCGGCCGUUGGGAAUGUCUUGAGAGCAAAGGUUUGA